Messenger RNA from Benincasa hispida (wax gourd), 1818 nucleotides. Its product is annotated as cytochrome P450 94B3-like. The record is from RefSeq and is a predicted model, not a curated record. Gene Ontology annotation, molecular function: monooxygenase activity; heme binding; iron ion binding. Lineage: Eukaryota; Viridiplantae; Streptophyta; Magnoliopsida; Cucurbitales; Cucurbitaceae.
ACAGCAAAUAAUCAUGAUCUACUUCACCAUGUCCCUCUUCUUACUUCUCUCAACUUCUUUAUGGGCUUUCUUUUUUCUCUAUCUCUGCAUCUUUAAACUCUCCUGCUUCUCUAGAAAGCGCUUUUAUUAUUCUCCUCCUUCUUACCCUUUCAUUGGUUGCUUGAUUUCUUUUUACAAAAACCGGCGCCGGCUUCUGGCCUGGUACACCGAUCUGUUGUCCGACUCGCCGACUCAGACCAUUGUAAUGCAGCGGCUCGGUUCGAGGCGGACCAUCGUGACGGCUAACCCAGCGAAUGUGGAGCACAUGUUGAAGACCAAUUUCCUUAAUUACCCUAAAGGGAAGCCGUUUACUGAUAUACUCGGCGAUCUACUCGGUUGUGGCAUUUUUAACGUGGACGGCGAUUUGUGGUCUAGCCAACGGAAGCUCGCCAGUCAUGCAUUUUCCGCUAAGUCUUUAAGGGAGUUUGUGGUUAAGACGCUUGAAGAUGAAGUUCAUCUCCGUUUGAUUCCGUUGCUUCAAAACGCUGCUCAGACUAACGCCGUCCUUGAUUUGCAAGAUGUUUUGGGAAGACUCGCUUUUGACACCGUUUGUAAGGUGACGCUAGGAACGGACGAGCAAUGCUUGGACAUGUCGCGCCCAAUUCCAGAAAUAGUAAAUGCAUUCGACACGGCAACGGGGGUCAGCGCAAAGCGGGCAAUAGCGCCACUUUUUCUCACGUGGAAGGCCAAGCGCAUGCUUAACCUGGGCUCCGAAAAGAAGCUCAAAGAAGCAGUUCAAAUGGUCCACAAAUGGGUCUCCAAUAUCAUUCGCAACAAGAACCUCAAUAACAACAAUAAUACCCUUCCUAAUCAUAACCAAACACACAACAACGAUUUGUUAUCCCGCCUCCAAUCAGCUGGCCACGACGAGGAAGUCGUCAGAGACAUGAUCAUUAGCUUCAUAAUGGCCGGUCGCGACACCACCUCCGCCGCCAUGACAUGGCUCUUCUGGUUGCUUACAAAGCACCCGGAAGUCGAAGAGGCCAUAAUCAACGAAGCCAGUUCAUUGUCCGACGAUUUGAAAUCCACGUCUUUGGGUUAUGGUUACGAAGAAUUGAAGGAUAUGAAGUAUUUGAAAGCGUGUCUGUGUGAGUCCAUGCGGCUUUACCCGCCAGUGGCUUGGGAUUCGAAACACGCGGCAGCACCGGACAUUCUCCCGGACGGAACUCCGGUGAGGAAAGGGGACAGAGUCACGUAUUUUCCAUACGGAAUGGGGAGGAUGGAGGAGCUGUGGGGGAAAGACCGGCUUGAGUUCAAACCGGACCGGUGGUACCAAAACGGGGAGUUGAAAACGGUCAGUCCGUUCAAGUUCCCGGUCUUUCAAGCCGGUCCGAGGAUGUGCUUGGGAAUGGAAAUGGCGUUCAUUCAGAUGAAAUACGUGGUGGCCACGGUUUUGAAACGGUUUGAAUUUAGACCGGCGAGUGAAAAUGUGCCGGUUUUUGUCCCAUUGUUGACAGCGCAUAUGGCGGGUGGACUACAGGUUUAUGUUAGGGAAAGGACAGAACAAAAGUCAACCAUAUGGUGAGGAUUAAAGUCAUGUGUUUUUCCGGUUGGUAAUAAUUGGUGCAUCCCGCCGCAAAGGCAACAUAUAAAAUUAUUAUUAUUAUUAUGUUAUUAAAUGUAUAAAUGGUAACAUUGUUAAAGUAGUUAAAUGUUAUAUAUUUUCCAAAUUCCAAUCCAAGGCGUCGGUUGGUUCUCUGUUUUUCUUUCGCCAAUUUAACGGCAAAAAGUAAUUUCCUCGGUCAAAAUUUGACUGCUUUAUUAUUUGGUCAAUAAAAC